AUGGAUAGUGCAGGUCGGGUUCGCAUCUAUCACGGCGCCAAUUUUGUCAUGAAAGGGUUUCCAUGGUAUCCAAGUGAAUUACUCGACGAGGACUUUGUGGCUAAUAUGGAAAGAUGGGGUUUGAACUUUGUUCGACUUGGAAUAAUGUGGUCUGGCGUCGAGCCACAAUCACACAAAUACAAUCAAACCUAUUUGGAUACCAUGAAACAAAUCGUCGAACUAUUGAAAUCCCACAACAUUUUUGUUCUGCUCGAUAUGCACCAAGAUGUUUUGAGUAGCCGAGUUCAAUCAUAUGAUGGCAUACCAGCAUGGUUAUAUGAUCAAUUUCCGGCACCAGCUCAUGCAUAUCCUUGGCCAUUGCAAUCGGCACCACCAGUUGGAGAUUGGUUUUUCGGGUAA
Rotaria sp. Silwood2 is the source of this 399-nucleotide messenger RNA. NCBI's taxonomy places the organism in Eukaryota, Metazoa, Rotifera, Eurotatoria, Philodinida, Philodinidae. The record is from the annotation of a GenBank genome assembly.